Molecule: messenger RNA, 2452 nt
Organism: Struthio camelus australis
Lineage: Eukaryota; Metazoa; Chordata; Aves; Struthioniformes; Struthionidae
Source: RefSeq, a predicted model, not a curated record
CCAGGGCACAUCAUGCAUAAUGCACAAGCAGUGUUCAAGUGAAAUAAUGCCAUGUCACCCCCCGCCCUCCACUUUCCUCCAGCAAUGAGGGCGGCUUUGCAAGAGUGCAGAGGAGAUGCCGUGCCAGCCAGGAGCUCCUGCAGGAACCAAGGCAUUGCCAGCAGCCAUGCAGACCUGCCCGGGUGCAAGAUGACAUUCACAAUCACACCAGCAGCCAGACUCACCCAGGCUUUCUUUUGCUUCCUCCUAUGCGUCCCCUGGGGCAGCUCCUGCCCCCCAAGCUGCCAGUGCACAGAGCGGGCUGGGGCAAAGGCUGUCCUCUGCAGCUCCCAGCACUUGGAGGAGAUCCCCAAGGACAUCCCCAAAGAUGCUGUGUUCCUCAAGCUGGAUGCUAACAGCAUCACCAGGAUCCCCAGCAAUGCCUUCAGGCACCUGUCCCACUUGGAGGAGCUCGACCUCUCCAGGAACGCCAUUGAGAAGAUUGACAGGGCGGCUUUCAAAGGUGUGGCUGCUGGGCUGCGCACCCUUGACCUCUCCAGCAAUCGCAUCCGCAGCAUCCCCAAAGAAGCUUUGCUGAUGCUCAACGCCAAGCUCCGGCUGGCCAACAACCCCUGGCACUGUGAGUGUGCCUUGCAGGAGGUCCUGUGGGAGGCACGACUGGACCCCGACUCUGUACAGGACAUCACCUGCCACACAGCCCCGCAGGAGGAGUAUGUGGGGAAGCCACUGCUGCAGGUCUUAGAUGCAGGUGUCAACCUCUGCAGCAUGCGCCAGAGGACCACAGAUGUGGCCAUGUUCAUCACCAUGUUUGGCUGGUUUGCCAUGGUCAUCGCCUAUGUGGUCUGCUAUGUCCGGCACAAUCAAGAGGACACCCGUAAGCAUGUGGAGUACCUGAAAUCAUUGCCAAGCACCCAGAACCCUACAGAGACCAUCAGCACUGUCCUGUAGUGCAAGACUGGGGUGCUUUCUUCCCAGCUCCUUUGCAGAGAGCCAGUGGCAGCCUGGCAGGUUUCCAAAGCUUCUUUACAGGAUUUUCCUGAGGAACUGUAUUUUGGCAUAACCUCAACAGCAGCCAUCCCUUUCUGGGCAAUGUGCAGGCCUUUGUGUGCUUUAUAUUGCUGCUAAUCCUAGGUCCAGAUAAAGUGUGACAGGAUAUGGCCUGCUCUCUCUACAGAGCUCCUCGGUAGAGAGCACCCAGUGCCUUUGGAGAGCAAGAGCUCCCAGGCCCAGGCAGGAAAGCCAUUCCCAGCCAGGCAUAUCUCUAGCAAUGGCAGUGCCUGCUCCGGUCCUGCAAACCAGUGCCAGUGACCGCCCCAGCAGGGAAGGAGGCAGGGGCCUGGAGCCAGCCCCAAGUAACCCCAGACUGAGCAUGGGAGAGUGACGUGGAGGAGGAUGCAGAGGGGAGGUGAUGCAGACCUGCCUGUGGAACGCAAGGACCUGGGGAGUAAGUCUCCCCAGUGCAGAGCACCCCUCUCCCCUACAAGACCACCCACUGCCAGCCAGGCUAGCAGGGAAAGCAGCCCCAGCCACACCACUUGCAGGCCGCAUAAUUUGGAGAGAAGAGGCCCAUGGGGACAUAGAUAUGGAAGGCACUUGUGGGGCCCUCUCGCCUCACUCUGCCUCUUCGAGGAAAGCUUGGUGCCUGCAGUGAAGAGGGACCUUGCAGCAGGAUCAUCCCGUCAUGGCUCCAAGGAGGGACUGGCCUUGCAGAGAGCAGGACAUCAUCCCCAGCCCCCAUGGCAUCUCGAUAGCCCCCACUUGCCACUGGCAGCCUCGGGACGUUCUCCUAAACCUUUGUUUUCUCAGUAAAGCCCUGUACCUAGGAAAAGCCCCUGGGGUUUCCCUGCACUGGGAGCUGGGCAUCUGGGAGACAGGGUGCUGGGGGUCUGAACCUCCCCUGCAGCCAGAUCCCUAGGCAGCCUCUCCACCCUUGGCUCAUCCUGCUUCCAGAGGUGAGUCCCCCCCUCACAGGCUUGUCGUGCUUUGCUCCUUCCUUUCUGCAGCUCCAGGCAUGGUCCUCAAGUUUUUUCAUCAGCCUACACUCCAACUGCAAAGAGAAAUCAGGAGACCUGCCCCUCCCAGAGAUGGUCAGGGAGGGUGAUGGUGCUCUGCAGUGUCCCUUGCCUGAAUUCAAUCUCUCCUAAAGUAGACAGCCCUAAAUUCAGUGUACCAGCUUGGCUCCCAUUAGGUUACAUCCUCUCUACCCUCACCUCAGCCUGCCUCAAGCAGGGGUGGCAGGGACGAGCAGGUUUGCUCUGCAGGCCAAAUCGUGUUUCUGCAUCUUGCCUGGUAAGUGCAGGGACAUCUUGCCCUAUCUUGCCCUUCCUCCAUCUCAGGACUGAAUUAAAGAUGAUACUCUUGGCUCAGAGCAAUGAAAGCAAAUUGAAUUCUGCCUCAUUCACAAGCAGGAGGAAAGAGCCUUCCCAGCACAGCAAGCCUCAUCUGCCGCUGG